Molecule: messenger RNA, 6708 nt
Organism: Paramecium tetraurelia
Lineage: Eukaryota; Ciliophora; Oligohymenophorea; Peniculida; Parameciidae
Exons: 5
Source: RefSeq, a predicted model, not a curated record
AUGUCAACUCAAGAUUUAUAAUUGUUAGAAAAUUAACUCUUAUUGUCUAAGGAUGAGGCAAUAGGUAAACUUAUCAAGGGCACAGACCAAUAUUAUUAUUAUUAUUUUUUAAAGAUUUUCAAUCAGCAUGGAUAUCAAUUAACUACAGAAUAAAAGCAGCAAUUGGAAGCAUUUAAAGACAUGCAAACUGCUAAUGCCAAUAAAACUAAUUUGAGAGCAUUGUUUUUAGAAUAUGAUCGAUUAAGCAGUGAAACUCCAUCAGAAGAAAUUGACUAAUAACUAAAGGCUAUAGUUGACAAAAUGAAUAGAUAAUACUUUAAAUUUUCCUUUGCUCAAGAGGCCCCCGCAAUAGCAAGAGGUUAAUCCCAAUCUGGAGGACUUAUAGAAUAAAUGACUUACAAGUCGAAAUUCAAUGACAGCGUCUUUGAAGUAAGCAAAUUCUUAGACAAUGCAUACACAGAGGCUGGAUUUGCAAAAAUUAAGCAACAACUUUAUGGAUAAUUGGAUGUAAACAAAAUAGCAGCCAGCUCUAUUAAAGUAAUCAAAACUUAUUUGAACAACGUUGGCAACGAAAUUGUAGACUUCCCAGGCAUCCCUGAGUUCUAUGAUAAGUUAUCUAAUUUGAAGGACUUCAAGAACGAUUUUCAAUAGGCUCAUUUUAGAAAGUUGAGUUUGUCUUAACUGGAAGGAUUGCUUCAAUUGAACAAGAAGUUUCUGGAAAACCAAUAGUUUGUCGGAGAAUACUAUCUCAAAAAAUUCCAAUACAAUUUGAAAGACAUUCAAUAUUCUAAAUUGACUGAGGAAGAAAAGAAAAAAGUCUUAUAAAACAUCAAGGAUGUCUACAAUUGGACAAGUACUUUGCCUCCAAAAUUCAAGUCAUUCAAUGAUUAGAUACUCUACGAAUUAUUACAAAUUGGUAUUGAGGUGAACGAAUAUGACUUCGAUUUAUUCUUGGUUUUCUUAAAAGAUCCAAAGGAUGAUUAUGAUGCUGCAAAUGAAAAAUAAAAAACAUUCAUAAAAAACAAUAAGAGAAAUUAUCAAUAAUAAUGGCACGAAUACCAUUAGUUGAACACAAAUAGAUGGAUUGCCACAGAUCAAAUAAUUGAGAAAUACUUAUAAAAAUAUUUUGAGAAGAAUGACGAUUUAGGUAUUUUAGAAUAAUAUCUCGACACAAAAUAUCUGAAGAAGGUUUAAGCGACUGUCAAAUUACAUCAAGGUUUAGAAUUAUAAAACAUUUAUGAUUAUCUCACAAGUGCAUAAAUUGAAUAAAUGAACUCAAGCAAAUUGCUGACUAUUUGUUCAUUCAAUAAGAUGUAUUUUAAACAUGGAGAUUCAGUUAAAUUGUAUGUUGAACUCAAGAAUAUUCCAAAAUUAAAUAUUAAAAUAUUUGAAUUCAACUCUGAAAACUAUUACUUAUAGAAGUAAUAAUAAUUAGAUUCUUCAAUUAAUUUGGAUGGAUUGAUUGCAUUUGAAGAAACUGAUUUCUCUUACAAUUAUCCCCCCAUUUAAAAAGUAAUAAAGGAAUUCGAAUUUCAAACUAUUACUAACAUCUAGAGAGGAAUCUUUAUAGUUGAGUUUAUUGGUAAUGGUAUAUCUUCUAGAGCUCUAAUAAAGAAGGGUAGACUUCAAUUAAGAGAAACCAUCACAGCAGCCGGUCACAGAUUCUAAAUAUGUGAUGAGAAUUUCGAAUUAUGCACAGGUGAGAAAACAGGAGUUUGGAUUGAUAAGAAAUUUUACAAUGUGGAUCAAUCAAGAAAAGAAAUCCUGAUACCAUUUGGUCAAAGGGAUUAAUAAUUUAAUGCAGUAAUUGUCCAUGAUAAUUUUGCUGAAUUUACAACUGUUUUCAUUUAAUAGGAGAAGUAUCAAUUGAAAUGUGCCUUUUUGAUUGCUGAUGAAUCUUUGUUAAUGGGAUGUUAAGCCAAGGCAGUUAUAAUUCCAAAGUUGUUUGUGAAUGGCACUGAAGUAGGUUUGGCCUUGCUUUAAGAUCAAAAGAUUUCUGUAACAAGCACAAAUGAUGCAGGUGUUCCAGCAACUUUACCAUUUGAUAAUAUUAAAUUAGAAAAUGACAAGCCAUUUGAGGUGUAAUUCCCUAUCACUUCUAAAUUAAAGGCUAUUGAAAUUAAAAUCACAGGAAAGAUCACAAGAAUGCAUAAGGAUGAGAAAAAGUAAGAAGAUUAACUUGAAUAAUCACAUUUCAUCUAUUUUGACAAUCUUGAGGGACAACAAGUUAUUUGCAAUUAGUUAUUGAAAUAUGAUAAAAUAAAUGGAUAUUAAAUCCUGAUUGUAGGAAAGAAUGGUGAACCAAAAAGAGGAUUUUAAGUGAAUGUCACAUUCACUUUGAAUUCCUUAAAUCAUACUUACAACGAGUAAUUCACAACAGAUGAAAAAGGUAGAGUCUAUUUGGGAGAGUUGAGGAAUGUAAAUUCAAUAAGUUCAAAUAUCAAAAGUGUAGGAGACAUCAAUGUGUAAUAGAAAUCAUGGCCAAUUAACUAAAAGAGUUAAAUCUCUUAUCCUACCAAAAUCACAGUGUUACCAGGAUAAGAAAUCAAUCUACCUUUUAGCAAUAGUGGAGAUAUAAAUAAUCCAUUUGUCUUGUAUCAAGUCUUUGGAUAAACAGAGAGAGCUGUCAUCAAAAGUUUGACAGAUUCAAUCAAAAAGUAGGAAUAAUUCAUAGCAUUUAAAUUGGAAAGUAAAGGAAUUUAUGAGUUGCAAUUUGUGAAAGAUAGAUUUACCAUUUACAUCAAUGUGAUUGAUGGAGAAUUGUGGAAGGGCACUUCUAUUAUAAAAUCUUAGAAUCAAUUAAUAAUUGAUAAGGGUUUGGAUCAAUUGAUAGCAAUAUCGAAGGUUGAUUAAAAGAAGGAGGAGAAUGGAACUAAGAUCAGUGGUAACAUUGUGUCAAAACAAAAAGUGUAGGUUUAUGCUUAUGCAACAUCAUUUUUGAAUGAAUAAUUUGAAUAAUAAGUGAAUCAGAUAUAGUAAUUGAUAAAUAAAGAUAGAUCUGAACAAUUAUCUAUAGAUUUAUACAGUAGUGUAUUUUAAUCAAACAAAGAAUUGUCGGAUGAAUAAAAGUAUGUUUUAAAUAGAAAAACAUAAGAGAGAUAUAUUGGUAACACCCUUGAAAAGCCAUAAUUCCUAUUGAAGAGAUAAUAAAUUAGAGAAACUACAACUCAAGGUGAAUCAUUGAAUCAAGAGGGAUCAUAUAAGGAUAAAUUCGAAUAACAAAAUCAACAACCACGAGCCUUAAACAAAUAAGCAGGUUAUGGAUCAGCAGGCUAAAGACAUUAAUAAGUGACUACUUUCAAUGACUUUUUGAAAUAUCCAGCCAUAUUGUAUUCAAAUGUUGGUCUAGAUGAAAAUAAUAACUUCUAAAUUGAUGUACCAGCUCAUUAUUCAACAGUGACAUUGCUUGUAUUCAAUGAGUCAUCCUAUUAAUUUUAAAUAUUGCCACUUGAAAAUGAAGAAGUGCAAACUAGAAACCUCGCUCAUCUUUCCACAUUGUAGAAGGAUAAAUUUUAUUCAAUUUAUAGAAAUUCGUCUAAUGUCUAAAAGAAUGUCCCCAUUUAAGUCCAAGAUUUAACAUCAACAGAAAUCAAAUUGGUGGAUUCCUUAGAUAAAAUGUUUAUUGUCUUAAAAGAAUUGAAAAAAGCUAAUGGAGAUGAUAGUGGAUCUAAAGACUUUUAAAAGUGGGAAUUCUUGAUUAAGUGGUACCAAUAAACUACUGAGCAAAAACACAAGCUCUAUGACGAACAUCAAUGUGAUGAGUUGAACCUCUUUAUUUUCUUCAAGGAUUCCGCAUUCUUUGAAACCUACACAGAGAGUUACAUCAAAAACAAAAUUGAGAAAAGCUUUAUUGAUUAUUUCCUAUUAAAGGACGAUGCUGCAUUAAGAUAAUAUGGGUCUAUGUAAAAGAUUACAUAGUUGAAUGCAUUAGAACAAGCAUUAUUGGUGAUCUACUUUGCAGAAAUAUCCAAUCAAUUGGAAGAUGCCAAAUAAAUAGCCUCCUACUUAGAAAAUCUUAAUAAAUAGAACAUAAUCGAUUAGAGAAUCUUUAAGAAGUACUUUGAUACAGUCUUGGGUGCUAAAAUAGAAGCUGAAGAUGAAAACUUUGACAUUAAUUAAGGUGAAGUAAUGUAUGCAUAACAACAAAUGAUAUAACAAGUACAAUAGCCAAUUCAAAGGAAUUUGAUGUGCAUGAAUUAAGCACCUGCCCCAAGAAUGAUGAUGAUGCAAUAGCAAGCAAUGGCACCUUAAGCUGCAAUGAUGAAUAUGAAUAUUUAAUAGGAUAGAAUGAGGAUGCCAAUGGUUUAAUAAUCUAUUGGUUCAUUGAGAAAUGCAUCAUAUAAUAAUGCAUGCUAAGAUUUAUAUCUGGGUGAUGAUAUGAUGGAAUGUGCUUACGAAUCAAAAUCAGCUAAGAACGAUAGCUAUUAUAGAGAUAAGCGUUCUUAAUUCAUUGAGAACUUCAAAAAUAUUGAAAAAACUAAAGAAUAUUGUGAAAAACAUUAUAGUACUGGAUGUUAGAAGGAUAGCUUUAAGAAUUUGGUUAGUUUAAAUGGAUUCUAUGUUGACUUAGUAAAUCAUUCAAUCACUAAGGGCAUAUUAAAGGAAGAUUUCCUAUCUUCUAAGUUCAUCUACUGUAUCAAUAACUAAACUGAAAUGAUUGCUGUUUUAGCACUCAUUGGUUUACCUAAUGAGGCCCCAGUUUAAGAGUAUAAAUAAUUUGGAGGAAAGGGAGUUGAGAUCACUACAAAAUCUUCUGCUUUGUUCUUCAUGAAGGAAAUCAAAGAAGGCAAGGCCUAAUUAAGAUAGGAUAUUUUAAUUGCUUAAAGAUUCUUUGAUCCAAUCGAUAGAUACAUAAUAUCUGAAGACGAUCCAGAAUUACAACUGGAAAAAGAUGUAUCAGAAUGUCUGAUUGAUAAGAUCUAUGGUUGUUAAGUCAUCAUUACAAACUGUUCUUCAACUAGAGCUGAUUAUUAGGUUUUAGUGGAGUUACCUAACGGUGCAAUUCCUGUUAACACAGUAUUCUAUACAAAAUCAUAUACCAUAAAUUGCCAACCAUAUACAACCUAAAGAAUUGAAUACUUCUUCUAUUUCCCCAAGGUAGGCACAUUCUCUGUCUAUCCAGCCAAUGUGUCUAGAUUUGGUUAGGUUGUUUGUGUUGCUUAAGAAGGCCAAUUGAAAGUAGUUGAAUCAAAGUCUAUUCAAAAUUUAGAGGCCAUUGAUGAUAUCUUAGCUAAAGGCAGCAAGGAUGACAUUUUAAAUUUCUUGUCAACCAAGAAUAUAUUCAAUAGAAAUAUUUUCAGAGCUGAAGAAAUCCGAUAUCUAUUGAAGGACAAAGAGUUCUAUUUGAAAGUAAUAGCUAUCUAUCGAAAGAGAAGAUUUAACGAUUUCGAAAGUUUGAAGUUCUCAAUCUAUCAUGCAGAUAAAGAAAGCAUGAAAGAGUUGUUCCUUCAUAACAAUUGCUAAGACUUGUUCAAGAGAACCUUCAAGUACUUCAAAUGUUCACUUUUUGAAGUUAGCAAUAUUAGAAUGUUGGAGUAUUAUCCCCUUAUCACCAAGAGAGUCCAUAAACUUACAUCUGAAGCUAAAGGAAUUCUAAAUGUUGAAUUCAGAACUUAAUAUGUUGAUUUCUUGACUUACUUGGUUGAAAAACCCACUCAUACUUUGAGUGAUAAAUUAGGAUUCAUCUAUUAUCUAUUGUUGCAAGAGAGAAUCAAUGAAGCAAUUCAAGUUUACAAGACUGUCGCAGAUGUUGAAGCUCAAGGGGAAGCUGUCUUAUAAUAUGAUUACUUCUCGGCCUAUCUUGAUUUCUACAUUGGAUAUCCCAACUUUGCUAAGGCCAGAGAAAUCUGUGAGAAGUAUCUCAACUAUCCAGUCAUACAUUGGAGAAAUAUAUUCUAUGAGGUGGUUAACUUGUUGGCAGAAUAUGAUGGUGAUGAUGAUGAGAAUCAAAAGUUGAAGACAGAAACCACAGUUAAAUAAAAACAAAUAGAACAAGCCAAGAAAGAAGAAACCUUGUCAUCUGUUAUUGAGGGCAACGAAAUCUAAAUUACAUAUUCCAAUUUGAAUAAAGUUGUCAUUCAAUUCUACAAGAUAGAUUUGGAAAUACUGUUCUCUAGAAAUCCAUUCUUAAAUUAAAAUGAAGAAGACUUUGCCUUUGUCUUGCCUAAUUCAAUUGUGGAAGCAUCACUAGAAGCCAUGCAAUAACCAGGAUUGACAUACAAAAAGUCAGUUCCCAUUCCUGAAGAAUUGAAAAAGUUCAAUCUUUUCAUUCAAAUCAAAGGUGCUAGCAAGAGAACAUCAAAUCGUUUCUACUCUACUUCUCUGGGAGUCCAGGUUAUGGAAAAUUAUGGUUAAAUCAGAGUCUCUGAUUCUGAAGGAAAAUACCUAUCCAAGGUUUACGUGAAGGCUUACAUCAAGGAGAAAAAUGGAAAGGAAUCCUUCUACAAGGAUGGAUAUACUGAUCUAAGAGGAAGAUUUGAUUAUGCUUCCUUGAGUUCAGCUAAUUUAGACGAUGCUUCUAAAUUCUCUUUAUUAAUUACAAGUGAUGAAUAUGGCUCCAUAAUCAAGGAAAUCAAGGCUCCUUCUUAAGUUGGUAAAUUUGAAACUGAAGUCAAGUUGGUUUCUAAUAAGUGGAAUGAAAGGGCAGUGUGUGAAUAGGUCAAACAAUCCAAUUUGUACGAAUGCAAGAAACUUAGCAAAUGCAAAUGA